Molecule: messenger RNA, 879 nt
Organism: Didymosphaeria variabile
Lineage: Eukaryota; Fungi; Ascomycota; Dothideomycetes; Pleosporales; Didymosphaeriaceae
Exons: 3
Coding region: 1-879 (292 amino acids)
Molecular function (GO): serine-type endopeptidase activity
Source: RefSeq, a predicted model, not a curated record
AUGAUUACGUCUGGCUUUACGAAUGCGCCGGUGUCGCAAUUCCUCGUCUUCGGCAUUAUCAUCGCCGCGCUGGUUGCGAGCUUGACGGACACGCGGUACUAUGUACACAUACAGGUGGUCCCGCAUAUCUGGGAGUAUGGGCAGUUCUGGAGACUCUUGACCUGGCAGAUAUGCUUCACGAACUCUACCGAGGUGCUGUUCGCAGCAGUCAGUCUGUACAACCUCCGAAUCAUCGAGCGAUUAUGGGGUAGCCGGAAGUUUGCCUCCUUCCUCCUCGCGACCUUACCGUAUACCACCCUCCUUCCGCCGCUGAUACUCAUUUUCAUACUCCGCCCGCUUACCUUCGGCCACCUCAACUUCCUUCCCGCAGGCCCCACACCCAUCAUCUUCGCUCUCCUUGCGAACUAUUACGCCGCAAUACCCUACACCUACCGCUACAAGAUCUCGCCGUUUUCAUCCACACCACCCGCUACGUCGUCGUCGUCGCCGAACGCCGCGCAGACAGCUACAAGCAUAUGGGCUAAGUCUAUCACGUUCACCUCCAAGGCGACAACGUACCUCCCACCACUCCAGCUCGCGCUCUCGCAGCUUCCGGGAUCAUUGCUGGGCGCUGCAAUUGGAUGGGCGAUAGGCACGGCGUACAGGCGGGACAUCUUGCCGUAUGCGAGUAGCUGGCGCGUUCCGGGAUGGAUGGUAGGCGAGGAGAAGAAGAGGGGCUUUGAGGGGCUGAGGGCGAGACUGGAUGCCGAGCGGGAGAGGGAAGGUGCUGGCGGUGGGCUGGCGACAGGGAUACUGGCCGGCGAAACACAGGGUGGGCAGGCGAGGCAGAGGCGGACGUUGGGGGAUAUGGUUGCUGAGCAGUUUCGGGGGAGGGGAUAA